UCAAAGGUCAAUGAAUCAAGUGGAACAGCACACGUUAAAAAGCAAAUUGUGCGACCUAAGACAGCAAUCAGACGUGGACAAGGUUCAUCUCAGAUUGAUAAGGGUGUUAUAAGAAAAAGCCCAGUACAAGUCCGGGAAAAGACUCCUCAGCAAGGACUGGGCCAGAAGCCUGAAUGUUUAUCUCAGGAAGAAAAUGACAGUGAUACCAUGUUUGAAGAAUCUGAAGAAAGAAUCAUCAGAGGUACUGAAUACUGAAGAUCCAGAGUCUCAUCUGUGGAAUGGAAGGCAGAGGGGACCACCUGAUGAGGAUGAAGAUGAUGAACACACCAGCUCUGAAAUUUAUGGUACAACUUCCAACAAGAGAAUAUCAAACAGAAGAGUACAGGAGCUGCAGUCAAGGAGCAAAAGUAGCUCCAGUAGUCAAGGAACAGAAGAGCAGUCCUCUCCAACACACUCCAAUAUUACAAGUGAUUCUGAAGGAGUUGUGGCUGUGCUUCCUAAAGCUAAGAAGACCAAGCAAUCAAAAGUUUAUGUUGAAGUAUGCAGUCUGACUCUUCACAGCGAUUCAAGUAUAUCACAGGAUCCAACAGUUGAACUCCUCUUUGUUGACUAUCACGGUUUCCUUGGCCUUCCGCCAGACCAGCUCGAGACUCCUCACUCCCUCCCUAAGCCUCCUCCAGGAUGUGUGAUCAACUUUAAUUUUGGGCAAGAAUUUAGUAUUGAUGAGAAAAUGUAUCCAUCUCGACUGAAUCUCUGAAUUUACUUAAU
Molecule: messenger RNA, 768 nt
Organism: Penaeus vannamei (Pacific white shrimp)
Lineage: Eukaryota; Metazoa; Arthropoda; Malacostraca; Decapoda; Penaeidae
Source: RefSeq, a predicted model, not a curated record